Messenger RNA from Hyla sarda, 2418 nucleotides. RefSeq names its product pellino E3 ubiquitin protein ligase family member 2 (gene PELI2). Bases 301 to 1743 code for a protein of 480 amino acids. The transcript has 9 exons. The record is from RefSeq and is a predicted model, not a curated record. Lineage: Eukaryota; Metazoa; Chordata; Amphibia; Anura; Hylidae. Gene Ontology annotation, molecular function: ubiquitin protein ligase activity; protein binding. Gene Ontology annotation, biological process: regulation of Toll signaling pathway; protein polyubiquitination.
ACUGCACGAGCGCUGCUGGGGCGGUUGGGUUCGAGAAUACCCCCCCCUGUGACCCUGCGGAGUGGACUGUUCCGCUUUGGACGUUAACGGCAAAGGACGGUGGCUGAGGAGGUGGAGAGGGGGAGUCCGGGUAUCAGCAGCGAGCGAGCGGGAUUAACCCGAUGCUGGUGAGGAGUGUCUGCGCCACGGCUCGCUGAGGACCCGGCGGAGGGCAGUCUCUAUGAGGCCGGACGAGCAGCUCCCCGGGGGGUUGCGUUAGCGAUCGUGGAGAGGAUUGUGGCCGCUCACGGGGGAUCAUCCAUGUUUUCCCCGAGUCAGGAGGAGCACUGCGCCCCCAACAAGGAGCCCAUCAAAUACGGGGAGCUGGUGGUGCUGGGGAGCCAGCAAAAAAAGUUAGGAGCCAGGAUGCCUCAUGUAAGGUACAAUGGCUGCCUUCCUAAUGGAGACCGAGGCAGAAGGAAAAGCAGAUUUGCACUCUAUAAGCGGCCUAAAUCUAAUGGUGUCAGAGCCAGUAGUGUUCACGUGAUCUCUACUCCACAAGCCUCUAAGGAUCUAUACAUGCAGAAUGAAGGAAGCGGCGCUGAUAGUUUACAGGUGUCACACAGUCCUACACAGGAGGAACGUCACAGCAGUGACUCAGAGCCUCUCGCAGCUGAAGCUAAACAAAUAGAUCUUAUCUUCAGUUCCCAGGCGAUCAGCAGCAGAGGUCAGCACAGCAUCUCCUACACACUUUCCAGAAACCAGACUGUUGUCGUGGAGUACACGCAUGACAAGGACACGGAUAUGUUUCAGAUUGGAAGAUCGACAGAAAGCCCCAUUGACUUUGUUGUUACGGACACAAUAUCUGGUAACCAGAACGAUGAGACUCAGAUAACACAAAGCACCAUCUCCAGGUUUGCAUGCAGAAUUGUCUGUGACCGGAAUCCUCCAUACACAGCAAAAAUCUUUGCGGCAGGAUUUGACUCCUCAAAAAAUAUCUUUCUUGGUGAGAAAGCAGCCAAGUGGAAGAAUCCUGACGGUCACAUGGACGGAUUAACCACCAAUGGGGUUCUUGUAAUGCAUCCGAAAGGGGGGUUCACCGAAGAAUCCAAACCUGGUGUUUGGAGGGAAAUCUCAGUUUGUGGGGAUGUCUACACUCUCAGAGAAACUCGGUCCGCUCAGCAGAGAGGAAAACUGGUGGAAAACGAAACCAACAUUCUUCAGGAUGGAUCUCUCGUUGACUUGUGUGGAGCUACCCUCCUAUGGAGAACAGCUGAUGGCUUGUUUCAUACACCAACCCAAAAACACAUUGAAGCCUUGAGACAGGAGAUUAAUGCCGCACGACCUCAAUGUCCGGUCGGAUUAAACACUUUAGCUUUUCCAAGUAUUAACCGCAAGGAUGUAGUGGAGGAAAAACAGCCUUGGGCGUACCUUACCUGUGGCCAUGUACACGGAUAUCACAACUGGGGUCAUCGGAGUGACACAGAGGCCAAUGAGAGGGAGUGCCCGAUGUGCAGAACAGUUGGUCCAUAUGUGCCUCUCUGGCUUGGAUGUGAAGCUGGAUUUUAUGUAGACGCUGGUCCUCCUACACACGCUUUUAGCCCUUGUGGACAUGUCAGCUCAGAAAAGUCUGCCAAAUACUGGUCUCAGAUCCCACUUCCUCACGGUACCCACGCGUUUCACGCUGCUUGUCCUUUCUGUGCAACACAACUGACUGGCGAAGAAAGCUGCGUUAAACUUAUUUUCCAGGGCCCUAUUGACUGAUGCUAUUUAUAACAAAAAAAAUAACAUUUUGUUAAUAAAAAAAUAAACAAAAAAACUAAAGAAAAAUACUGUGAAAUUUUCACCACUAAUACUAGAAUUUUUUUUUUUUUAUAUAUAUAAUUUUAUUAAAGGGGAUCAGAUAACUGAUGGUUUUUGUGUCCUCACAUUGAUCAGAUGUCAAUAAUUUGGCAUGAACACCAGCAACUUUAAAACAUGGAUAUAUAUAUUUUUUCUUUUAGAUUUUUAUAUCUGUAAAUUGGUUUUAAUACAAACCCUUUGCUUGAAAGAGAAAUGUUUUUGAAGUUACAUUUUAUUUUUAUUUUUUUUAUAGUUUUGAGCUGUGGUACACUUUUGUGAAGGCAGGCAUAGACCAGGUCGAUGGAAAUGCCUCCAGAGCAGGGUCACGGGCCUUGGCCAACUCCUUUAGGUUUUUAAGGCUUGGUUCACAUGGAAUUACAUUUUUUUAGUUUUUUUUUUAAUCAUGUUUUUACUGCAAAUCGUCUAGCACUGCUGUUAUCGGCAGAGUGGUUUUAUCAGGUUAAACAUUCCAACAAUAACUACAAGCUACCAAUAACUGCAAGCUAAACUGCAGAAGUUGAGGGGAAAAAAAUGCAUUGUGAUAAAUUAACCCCUAUGUGCUUCAUUUUUAGGCUGGGUUUAUCAAAACCUGUGUAG